Molecule: messenger RNA, 559 nt
Organism: Polypterus senegalus (gray bichir)
Lineage: Eukaryota; Metazoa; Chordata; Cladistia; Polypteriformes; Polypteridae
Product: EF-hand calcium-binding domain-containing protein 1-like
Exons: 5
Coding region: 29-535 (168 amino acids)
Molecular function (GO): calcium ion binding
Source: RefSeq, a predicted model, not a curated record
CAUCAACACGUGCCGUUCGUCCAGAGCCAUGGCGGAGGGUUCGGCGAUGAGCCGAAAAAAUUUACAAAUGUUGUCAGAAUCCCUUGCCAAGGUGGCGAAGCAUUUUAACAAAAAAGAAGUGAAGUGCCUAAUCAGACUUUAUAAUGACUUGGUCGGUGAGCAGAGUGAACGGCGUAUGGGAGCUGGUUUGGAUCGUAGUAAGUUUAGGAAUAUUCUACACAACACGUUUGGAAUGACCGAUGACAUGACCAUGGACAGAGCAUUUCGUGCUUUUGACAAGGACAAUGACGGCUUUAUUAGCAUUAAAGAGUGGAUAGAAGGCCUCUCUGUAUUUCUACGUGGGACGCUGGAUGAAAGAAUAAAAUACUGUUUUGAUGUGUAUGACUUGAAUGGAGAUGGAUAUAUUUCAAGGGAAGAAAUGUUUCAUAUGUUGAAAAACAGCCUCACGAAACAGCCAACAGAAGAAGAUCCCGAUGAAGGAAUUAAAGAUUUAGUUGAGAUAACCCUGAAAAAAAUGGUUGGGUCUGCACAAUGAUUCAAGUCUAAGAGCCCUGUUCUU